UUACGCUUCGUAGCGCACAGCCUGCCGGACCCGCAUUCGAAGAAGAAGAUAAACAUGGCGGAGGUCAGGCAACGAUUUGGCAAGGGAGCGUACGACUUUGCGCACAAAAUAUACAACCGUCAACUCCUGGAAAGUCCCAAUAAGCCGGUUAAAGCUGCAGCACAGGCGUCGCAUCUGUCGGCCGGGUUUCUGCCGGGUGGCAUUAAAAGGGGCGACCUGUACGGAGCUGAAAAUGCUGCGGACAGAGUGACCGUUGGAGCUUCACGGGACAGUUACACAAGGGUAACGCCGGUGCUCGGUGCUCUUACUGACAUGUGGGAAAGGGGAAAUGUUGUUGAAUAUUACUGUUAUCGCAGACGUAGAGAGUAUUCACUUUUUAACAAGACCCGGGUUCAAAUUAUAGAGAGAAACCUCCCUCGGUGCCGGACUAACGCCAAGUUUCGGAGGACUUUCUGCACCUCCAGCCCCUACAGUCGGCGUUUGUGUUGGGGACACGGGCAGUUUGUGUUUAUCCGGGAUUACGGAGGCAACGGGACCCGAUCUGAGCCCCUGUACAAAACCAAAACAGGCUAUUAUGAAAUACUGGAGGUUUUACCUACCGCCACUCACGCCCAGAUAAAAACAGCCUACUACAAGCAGUCCUUCGUCUACCACCCGGACCGGAACGCCGGCACGGAGGAGGCCACUGUCCGCUUCUCUGAGAUCAGCGAGGCCUACACGGUGCUGGGGAACAAGGCACUGAGGAAGAAGUACGACCGGGGGCUGCUCAGCCAGUCAGACCUCACUGCAAACGCCAGACCCGCCGCCAAGGACAGAACCGGGAGCCCCGCGAAACAGCAGGCCGAGAGCCGUCGGUCUGUCGUGGGCGUGGACACCGGAGGAGGCGUCUUUGACUUCGACAAGUUCUUCAAGUCGCACUACAACGAGCAGCUGCAGAGACAGAGGGACAUCCGAGUCCGCAAAGAGGAGCGGCAGAAGGAGAAACAGGAGGCGAUGGGCGAGAGGAGGCUUGGCAGGAUGAUGGAGCUUUGCGUCGGGGUGAUGUUGCUGAUGGCUGCCGGUAUAAUGAUCAGCUUAAAACGCGGGUGAGGGAGGAGGUUGUAGUGUGAGGGACUGUUGCCCUAGCUAGGAUUACUGGACACGGACAUACAUUGACUGUGGGACCCUUGAAUUGCCAUCGACUUUCACACUUGUGACUUCUGUUAAGCUUAAGCCCCUCGCUAUCACCUCUCUGUGGAAGGAGACAUGAAACACCAUCAUCUUUUGGUUCAAGGCGACACAGUGCAGUUUUCUAUAGAUCACAUUGUCCUCCUGCAAGCUGCUAACCAAAGACUAAAGAGGUAUAUAUGCAUAGAGCUGUAACAGGUCAUCUCCAGAAAAUGAAUUGGAAUCUAGAUUGAUAAUCAGUUUUCCUGUCACAAGUCUCUUUUUUUCAAGAACAAAUGCCAAACAAAUGUGAGAAUUUGCUGCCUUUUUUUGUCCUGUGAUAUUAAACCGAAUGUUGUUGGGUUUUGGACUAUUGGUUGAAGAAAACAGGCGAUUAGAUUAUGUUACUUCAUGAUUAUUUGGCCUUUUUUAGACCAAAUGAUCAAUCAGUACUAACAAUAAUGUAUAAUUACAGACCUAUACUACUUCUUAUUUUGUGUGAAUACAGUAUUCAUUACUUUUUCUGUAAAGCAAAUAGUUUAACGGAAAGAAAUCACUGUCACCUGUUGCACUGUUUUUUUUUUUUUUGCUUGAUCCAGUCUUUGUCACUCAGUCUGUAAGUCACACAGUCAGCGUGACACUCAGCAGUAAUUCCCCACUGUGCCAAGCAUGUUGUAAACAUGUUGCCACAUGCUGAUAGAGGAAGAUUCAGUGGUUCAUUUACAACCUGGUAGUCCUAUGGUUCAACUCCGUUGGCUUUUAUAAAGUCUUCUGUCUAGUAGAUCUCUUUAAUUUUAAUGGUGACGGAAGUUUUGAUGAGGGUUUAUUGCUAUUUAUGAAAUAUUUGUAACAAUGGAAGGGAUAUCGGAUCAGUCAUGUCUUGAGAGCCCAUUAAACAGCAUAAGCUUACAGUUCCUGAAUGCCCCUAAGUUAAGACUGUGCCUUGGAUGAUAUUUAUUGUUGGUUUUAUUGUCCAGAUAUUUGACGAAUAAAUUCUGAUUAGCUCCCGUCAGAGCAAAGUGAAAUAAAUGUCAA
Xiphias gladius (swordfish) is the source of this 2181-nucleotide messenger RNA. RefSeq names its product dnaJ homolog subfamily B member 12-like. The record is from RefSeq and is a predicted model, not a curated record. NCBI's taxonomy places the organism in Eukaryota, Metazoa, Chordata, Actinopteri, Istiophoriformes, Xiphiidae. The transcript has a single exon. Bases 55 to 1089 code for a protein of 344 amino acids.